Molecule: messenger RNA, 1128 nt
Organism: Fusarium vanettenii 77-13-4
Lineage: Eukaryota; Fungi; Ascomycota; Sordariomycetes; Hypocreales; Nectriaceae
Exons: 1
Source: RefSeq, a predicted model, not a curated record
CGUGCGGCCGAGGCUAUAUCCACCGUCUCGGGCCACCUCCUCGAGGCUUCCAAGGUGCUUCUCGCCCGCGACGACGACAAGAAGGAUGACGACAAGAGCGAUAGACAUAAACCUACCGUCGACCCGGACUCGGGCUCUUUCGACCCUCACAAUAUCAGCAACGCCGGCUUCUUCUUUCUCUUUGCACUAAUCGGUGUCGCCUUCGUCGCUGGUGGUAUCUGGUUCUUCUUCUGGGCCAAGAACGGCGGCUUCCACUUCAGAGAAACAGAUUGGGAUGACUACAAGUCCACUGUUCUUCGCCGAACCGGCCCCAACGGCACAAUCCUCUCCAACGCAACACGACCGACAAACCUGGGUGGCGGCAGUGUGUACAAGGACGUGGCAGAUGACGACACCCACCUUGAUCACAAUGAUGAUGGUCAGACUGUCAUUACUGAGGCCACUGGACUGAGCGGAAUCACGGCGGGAGCGAGUGACAUCUAUUCGCGUGAGAAGCGACGUCGCAAGCAGGAGAAGCGUGAUCGUGAGCGUGUCAAGAAGGGCAAGAAGCCCAAGCAUCGCUUUGUUGGCGAGGACGGUGUCGAGGAUGAGGAUGCUGAGCGCUCUGCCAAGAAGGAACUUCGAAGCUACCGACAUGAGAAGGCUGCUCGUGUGGGCGGUAUCAACAAGGAAAGCGAAGGCUCGCAGUGGGAUGGAUCUACAAACCCUACCGAAUCUAACGUCUCUACAACUCUCCUCUCUGACCGCCAGACUACACCUACAACUACACCUACCAAGCCCAGCGGUGGUAUCCGCAAGGUCUACUCUGUCGCUGACCGCCGCGCCGACCGUGAGCAGGAGCGCAUGCGGGCUGAGGCCCGACGUCUCCGUGAGGCUGGCCGAAAUGCGCGCCGAGACUACAACUACCAGCGAGCUGAGAGCUACACCCGCGCCGAGAGCCAGGCUAGCGAGAGUCUUUUGGAUGGAUCGCAGGUGACUCGCACAACUGGUGACUCGGGUAGCGACCUCGGCACCAAGAGCUACCACCACCCCAUGCCUGAGCUCCGAGAGCUGGAGAGGGAGAGGGCCAGGGAGGAGCGCCGUGCCCGCAGGGCGGAACGUGGAUACCGACGCAGCCGACAGGAGGAG